Messenger RNA from Rhizophagus irregularis DAOM 181602=DAOM 197198, 2080 nucleotides. Lineage: Eukaryota; Fungi; Glomeromycota; Glomeromycetes; Glomerales; Glomeraceae. The record is from RefSeq and is a predicted model, not a curated record.
AUUUUUGGAUUCAUCAAUCUACCUUACUUAAAAAUGUCGAAUUCUGAGCACAUUGUCUCUUCAAACAAUGCUACUCUAUCAAAUGAGAUUUUGGAACCAGUAGAAGAUGCUGACAAAGUUUUGACAAAAAACUUACAAACAAAAGACAAAAUUGUAAAUACUAUAAGUAUAGACUCAGACGCGAAAAACACAGAGUCUCGAAAUUUAGAAAAUAAUGAAUCUAUAUCCCCAAAAAUUUCUGACACACCAACCAUGAACGAUUAUCAAAGCGACCACGUACCUAACGUGGUUGCUAUAUAUAUUGUUCGAUUCGAUACGAAGAGAGGAAAUGUGAUUGAAUGGCAGUAUCCGGAAGAUUUUGAUCUUAAAGGAAUUGAAUUUCAAGCAUUACCUAGCGGGUUACAUGCCGUAAACCAGGAUAUAAUAUAUUUUACCAGGCCUCCCUUUAUUGGGGUAUGUGUAUUUCGGAAUGAACCUACUUUUGAUCAGUCAUUAGAUCGAGGAGCUCAUAUGGCCGCUGUGGGUGUAUUAGUGACACCUACAGCCGAAACUGGCUUAUGUGGUCGUCCCUGGAAUCAUUUAGAGUUUUUACAAAAUGAAAUAUUACAGCAUGUCAAUUUCUCAGAUGAUUAUUCAAGUCUUGUUGAUUAUUUCGAAAAACGUGGAAUACGAUUAAAUUCGGUAGAUAAUGAUUUGUUAUCACUUGAAUCUGAAAGUGGACCAUCUACUUUACGACGACGUGCUUUGUCGAGCGGAUCAAAUAGUAAAUUUCAAUAUUCACGAAAUAGAUGUUUAUCAACUUCUGAAAUGAGCACAGCUAGCUAUCAAGUUCCUGUUACACCUUUUCAUCCUGCUCACCAUUUCCCAGAUUUCGUUCGUUCGUGUGGUCCUACCAUUUUCUUAUUGUGGAAAGCUGCUUUACUUAAGAAACGCAUUUUGUUCUAUUCCCCACCUCCGGUGGAAGAAGCUUGUUACUCUGUUUAUGGGACGUGUUUAAUUGCCAAUAUACCAUCAACCGUUAGUAGAACUUUACGAAACAAAGUUGACAAGAUGAGACCGUUAUUUAAUGUUGGCGUUAGCGAUAUUCCUAUGGUUGAAGCUACGGAGGGUGGAUAUGCUGCAUGCACAAGUGACUUAAUUUUUCAACACAAAAAGAGUCUGUAUGAUCUACUUGUAAUUUUACCACAUGAAGAUAAUCAUCAUCAACAUCCAGAAUUGAUUACACCACCUGGUUCACAAUUAUCCACUAAGAUCAACGCAACAGAUAUUCGACGAUAUAGAGUUUUACUCAAGUUAUUGGCAUCUUAUGGUGUAAAUAAUUAUACCGGAGAAGAAGACGGUGGUGAUAUUACUGACACUUGGCGCAAGAUGAUGUUUGGUGGAUGGUUCUGGUGGUAUGGACGUGAUGGUUAUCAAAGGCUAAAUGAUGAUGAAGAGGAUGAAGAAAAUGGAGAAGAAAUCACGUUAAAUAAUCAGAACGAAUCGUCUAGUGGUAAUUCAUCAAAUGUCGAGGCUUCAGAAAUUGAAGUGGAAAUGAUAAGGUUUUUUCAGGCUUUAACAACAAAUCUUUUUAACACUUUGCGACCAAUGGUCACGCCUAAUGAAGUAGAAGAAGAAACCAUAAUUCUCUAUCCUGAUAAUUUGAUUCAGCUUGGUCUCGAUCCACAAGAUGAUGGUGCCUUUGUUAAAGAAUUGGCCGAUAUUUAUUUUGGGAAAAAAAUUGAAGUGGUGGGAAAAGGUUGCAAUAUAUUAAUUCAAUUUUGUUCUAAUUUGUUCUCUUCAAUAGAAGAUACUUGUUGUUGCUUUCGGAUUUAAUUCAAUGGAUGGAUGUAUAAUACUUUAAUAUAUUUAUAUAUAGGUAAUCGCAUUCUGCCAUUGGAAAUGAAGGAAACUUGCAUUCGGAUCGUUUAUAACAUACCAUUCUUUUUAUCCUUUUUAUUUACAAAUGUAAUUAAUUUAUUAUACCCCUUAUAUAAUUUGACUCGCAAUUUAUGGCGAAACGAAAGAUGAUUUUAUUUGUAUAUAAUUUAAUUAAUUAUUAAUGUUGAAAUUUCUUUGUUACUUUAGACCCAAUAUAUAA